Messenger RNA from Lethenteron reissneri (Far Eastern brook lamprey), 2637 nucleotides. Its product is annotated as vascular endothelial growth factor A-like. Gene Ontology annotation, biological process: sprouting angiogenesis; positive regulation of mast cell chemotaxis; vascular endothelial growth factor receptor signaling pathway. Lineage: Eukaryota; Metazoa; Chordata; Hyperoartia; Petromyzontiformes; Petromyzontidae. Gene Ontology annotation, molecular function: chemoattractant activity; vascular endothelial growth factor receptor binding; growth factor activity. The record is from RefSeq and is a predicted model, not a curated record. Gene Ontology annotation, cellular component: membrane.
CACAAACACGCGCACACACACACUCGCACACAAACACACACAAACACACUCGCACACAAACACACACACACACUCGCACACACACACACAAAAACACUCGCACACAAACACACACUGGCACACACACUCACACACACUGGCACUCACACACAGACACACAAGCACACGCGCGCUGGGCCCGAGUUCAUUGCAGACGCGGGGCCCAAGGUCGCGAGCUGCGGUGACGCGGAGUGAGAGGCGCGUGUACGUGCGUGCGCGUGCGUGCGCGUGCGUGCCUCUCACACAGCGCGUCACCGCAGCGGGAGCGGUGGCGAGACGCCGCGCCACGAAACCCGCAGAGCCGCAGGGCUCCGUUCCCGGUUCCCGCUCGCGGACACCGACCACGACGAUGAUUGCGGUUGCACCCGAGUCAAGAGCCGAACGGCUGACAGGGCUACACCUGAUACAUGAACUGAAUCUGGACCGGUCCUGGGCCUUUACUCGGACGACUUGGCCUCCAAUGAGUACCGGGUGCCGUGCGUGUAAACAUCGCCACUGGGGAGACAAAGGCGGCCGGGAGUGGAGCUGCCUACACGACUCCCCUCGUGUGCCGUGCUUGGUCGAGGCGGUCUCUGCAGGUGAAGCCCUGCGCGCCUGAGCAUCAUCACACACACAGUCACUCACGCACUCACACACUGACACACUCACACACUCACACAGUGACACACUCACACACUCACACACUCACUCACUCACACACUUACACACUUACACACUCACUCACUCACACACUCGUACACUCACACAUACUGACACACACUGACACACACAGUCACCCACACACACUGACACACAGUCACUCACACACACUGACGCACAGUCACUCACACACACUGACACAUAGUCACACACACUGACACACACACAGUCACUCACACACACAGUCACUCACACACACUGACACACAGUCACUCACACACACUGACACACAGUCACUCACACACACAGACACACAGUCACUCACACACACACUCACACACACAGUCACUCACACACACUGACACACAGUCACUCACACACACAGACACACAGUCACUCACACACACUGACACACAGUCACUCACACACACUGAUACACACACAGUCACUCACACACACUGACACACAGUCACUCACACAUACUGACACACAGUCACUCACACACACUGACACACAGUCACACACACACACUCACACACAGUCACUCACACACACAGACACACAGUCACUCACACACACAGUCACUCACACACACUGACACACAGUCACUCACACACACUGACACACAGUCACUCACACACACUGACACACAGUCACUCACACACACUGACACACAGUCACUCACACACACUGAUACACACACAGUCACUCACACACUGACACACAGUCACUCACACAUACUGACACACAGUCACUCACACACACUCACACACAGUCACUCACACACACAGACACACAGUCACUCACACACACAGUCACUCACACACACUGACACACAGUCACUCACACACACUGACACACAGUCACUCACACACACUGACACACAGUCACUCACACACACUGACACACACACAGUCACUCACACACACUGACACACAGUCACUCACACACACUGACACACAGUCACUCACACACACUGACACACAGUCACUCACACACACAGUCACUCACACACACAGUCACUCACACACACUGACACACAGUCACUCACACACACUGACACACAGUCACUCACACACACUGACACACAGUCACUCACACACACUGAUACACACACAGUCACUCACACACUGACACACAGUCACUCACACAUACUGACACACAGUCACUCACACACACUCACACACAGUCACUCACACACACAGACACACAGUCACUCACACACACAGUCACUCACACACACUGACACACAGUCACUCACACACACUGACACACAGUCACUCACACACACUGACACACAGUCACUCACACACACUGACACACACACAGUCACUCACACACACUGACACACAGUCACUCACACACACUGACACACAGUCACUCACACACACUGACACACAGUCACUCACACACACAGUCACUCACACACACAGUCACUCACACACACUGACACACAGUCACUCACACACACUGACACACAGUCACUCACACACACUGACACACAGUCACUCACACACACGCGCGCUCACCUGGGCCCGCGCCGCGACCAUGCGAUCCCUGCCGACCGCCUCGGCCACCGCGUGGCUCCUCCUCCUCCUGCACCUCCUGCACCUCCUGCUCCACCUCGUCACCUGCCAGGCGCUGAGCGUUCUGAACGGUCCCUACAUGACCUCAAGUGAAGUGGUGCGCUUCGAGGAGGUGAUGCAGCGCAGCUACUGCCGCCCCAUGGAGACGAUGGUGCCGGUGUCACGCGAGUUCCCCGACGAGGUGGCCCACUUCUUCCGGCCCGCCUGCGUGCCGCUGCUGCGCUGCUCGGGCUGCUGCAACGACGAGGGCAGCGAGUGCGUGCCCACGCACACCACCACCAUCACCAUACAGGUGUACAAGAACAGACCGUCUCACGGGGGGGGCUUCCAGGAGCUCCCGUUCACGCAGCACAGCGAGUGCGAGUGCAGGUGA